Rangifer tarandus platyrhynchus (Svalbard reindeer) is the source of this 4557-nucleotide messenger RNA. The record is from the annotation of a GenBank genome assembly. NCBI's taxonomy places the organism in Eukaryota, Metazoa, Chordata, Mammalia, Artiodactyla, Cervidae.
AUGUUAGAGAACUACAGGAACCUGGCCUCCUUGGGUCUUGUGGUCUCUAAGCCGGACCUGGUCACCUUUCUGGAGCAAAUGAAGAAUCCCUGGGAUGUAAGGAGAAUGGACACAACAGCCACAUACCCAACUGUGUCUUCUCACAACACCCAUGAUUUGAUGUCAAAGAAUCCAAGGUUUGAAAAUUUAAACCAAAAAGCAAACCUAGGACUAUAUGAAAGAGCUCACCUUGGAAAUGAACAUUUAACCAAAGACUGGAGAUAUACAAGGGUAUGUGACAGACUGAGAGGAUGUUUAUAUGGACAUAAAGAAAUUGAGACCAUUUCAUAUACUAAGUCUUAUAAAUGUAAGGAAUGUGGCGAUUGCUUUAGCCAGCACUCAAGUCUUACUCACCAUCAGAGAGUCCAUACCCGGGAGAAGUCUUUUAAAUGUAAGGAUUGUGGCAAAGCCUUUAAACAGUGCUCAUGUCUUCAUAAAUAUCAGGUAAUUCAUGCUGGAGAGAAACCUUAUAAAUGUCAAGAAUGUGCAAAAGCUUUCAGUCAAUACACAACUCUUACUCAACACCAGCGAAUUCAUACUGGAGAGAAGCCUUAUAAAUGUAAGGAUUGUGGCAAAGGCUUUAUUCAACGCAGAGGUCUUACUUGCCAUCAGAGGAUUCACACUGGAGAGAAACCUUAUAAAUGUCAAGAAUGUGGAAAAGCUUUCAGUCAACACGCAACUCGUCUUACUUGCCAUCAGAGAGUUCAUACUGGAGAGAAACCUUAUAAAUGUCAAGAAUGUGGAAAAGCUUUCAGUCAAUAUGCAACUCUUAUUCAACACCAGCGAAUUCAUACUGGAGAGAAGCCUUAUAAAUGUAAGGAUUGCCUUACGUGCCAUCAGAGAGUUCAUACUGGAGAGAAACCUUAUAAAUGUGAGGAUUGUGGCAAAGGCUUUAGCCGGCACUCAGGUCUUACUUGCCAUCAGAGAAUUCACACUGGAGAGAAACCACAUAAAUGUCAAGAAUGUGGAAAAGCUUUCAAUCAAUACGCAACUCUUUUGAAACACCAGCGACUUCAUACUGGAGAGAAGCCUUAUAAAUGCAAGGAUUGUGGCAAAGGCUUUAGCCAGCUCUCAGGCCUUACUUGCCAUCAGAGAAUUCACACUGGAGAGAAACCAUAUGAAUGUCAAAAAUGUGGAAAAGCUUUCAGUCAAUGCACUACUCUCACUCUACACCAGCGAAUUCAUACUGGAGAGAAGCCUUUUAAAUGUAAAGAUUGUGGCAAAGACUUUAGGCGCCACACAGGUCUUACUCACCAUCAGAGAAUUCACACUGGAGAGAAACCUUAUAAAUUAUGUGCCAAAGCCUUUAAUCAGAGUUCAAAUCUUAGUCAACAUCGGCAAAUCCAUACUGGCAGGAAACCUUAUAAAUGUAAGGAAUGUGGCAAAGUGUUUAUCUAUUUCUCAACUCUUAGUCAACAUCAGCAAAUUCACAUUAGGGAGAAACCUUAUAAAUGUGCAAAGUGUGGCAAAGCCUUUAAUCAGAACUCAAAUCUUACUCGACACCAGCGAAUUCAUACUGGAGAGAAACCUUAUAAAUGUAAGGAUUGUGGCAAAGCCUUUAGCCGGUGCUAUGGUCUUACUCAACACCAGCGAAUUCAUACUGGAGAGAGACCUUAUAAAUGUAAAGAAUGUGGAAAAGCCUUCAAUAAAAACUCAAAUCUUACUCAACACCAGCGAAUUCAUACUGGAGUGAAACCUUAUAAAUGUAAGGAUUGUGGCAAAGCCUUUAGCCAGCGCUAUGGCUUUACUCAACAUCAGUUAAUUCAUACUGGAGAGAAACCUUAUAAAUGUAAAGAAUGUGGAAAAGCCUUUAGUCAAUACUCAACUCUUACUAAACACCAGCGAAUUCAUACUGGAGAGAAACCUUAUAAAUGUAAAGAAUGUGGAAAAGCAUUUAAUAAAAAGUCAACUCUUACUAAACACCAGCGAAUUCAUACUGGAGAGAAGCCUUAUAAAUGUAAGAAACCUUACAAAUGUAAUGUGUGUGGCAAAGCCUUUAACCAGGGUUCUAAUCUCACUACACAUCAGAGAGUGCACACAGGAGAGAAACCAUAUAAAUGUGAUGUCUGUGGCAAGGUCUUCAGUAGAAACUCACACCUUGAAAAUCAUCAGAGGAUGCACACUGGAGAGAAACCUUACAAAUGUAAUGAAUGUGGUAAGGCGUUUAUCCAGCGUUCACUCCUUUGGAGUCAUGAGAAAAUGCACAGUGGUGAGAAACCUUACAAAUGUAAUGAAUGUGGCAAAGCAUUUGCUGAGCGGUCAAGCCUUAACAAACACAAGAAAAUCCAUACUGGAGAGAAACCGUACAAGUGUACUGUGUGUGGCAAAGCCUUUACCAUGAGAUCAAAUCUUACUCAACACGAGACAAUCCAUACUGGAGAGAAACCUUACAAAUGUAGUGAGUGUGGCAGAGCUUUUACCCAAUUUUCACGCCUUAGUCGACAUCAGAAAAUGCACACUGGAGAGAAACCACACAAGUGUAAUGUGUGUGGUAAGGCUUUUAUUGAACUUUCACAACUUUGGGGUCAUGAGAGAAUUCAUACUGGAGAGAAACCACACAAGUGUAAUGUGUGUGGCAAGGGAUUUACCCAACGUUCAGGCCGUUUGGCACAUCAGAGAAUUCAUACAGGAGAAAAAUCUUACAAAUGUAAAGACUGUGAUAAGGCCUUUAUCCAACGUUCCCAACUUUGGGGUCACGAGAGAACUCACACUGGAGAGAAACCUUACAAAUGUAAUGAUGAGAUAUAUUUUUCAUUUCAGGGACAUUUGACCUUCAAGGAUGUGGCCAUCGAAUUCUCUCAGGAGGAAUGGGAAUGCCUAGACCCUGCUCAGAGGGCCCUGUACAGGGAUGUGAUGCUGGAGACCUACAGGAACCUGCUCUCUGUGGCUGUCUCUCAUAUACAUGUGAUCAAGAAAUUAAAACCAAAAGCAAACAGUGAUACAGGAGUAUUCCAGAGAGUGAUGUUGGGAAGAUAUGAAAGUCAUGAAAUCAGAGACUUUUACUUCACGGAAAUCCAGGAAAACAUGCACGUCUUUAAGUGUCAGUGGACAGAUAAUGAAGGAAAUGACAAAGGAAUGCCUGUAAACAAUAAUGAAAAUUUCACUGAUGGAAAAAAUCAACAUGGUAGAAGGGAUCCAGGAAACAAACCUAUUGAAAAUAAGCUUGCAUUAAGCUUUCAGGAUGAAUGGUGUAUAUUUAAAAGUGAAGAGAAAAUUAAUGAAUUUAAUCAAGCUGACAAGAGUAGCAACAGUAGCACCUCAUUUUUACCAUUUCAGACAAUUUCUCCUAUUGUCCAAACCAACAUUUCUAAUCCAUAUGGGAAUGAUUUUAUUAAUCCUCCAAUACUGACACAAGACCAGAAAGCAGACAAGGAAAAACCUUAUAAAUGUAAUGAGUGUGACAAAACCUUUCCUUACAGCUCAAACCUCAGCAGACAUCAGUUAAUCCAUACGGGAGAGAAACCUUAUAAUUGUGAUGUAUGUGGUAAGGUAUUUAGUCGAAAUUCACACCUUGCAUGUCAUCAGAGAAUUCAUACAGGAGAGAAACCUUACAAAUGUAAAGAGUGUGGUAAAACCUUUAAUCAGAAGCGCUCUAGCCUUACUCAGCAUAAGAGAAUCCAUACAGGAGAGAAACCUUACAGAUGUAAUGAGUGUGGGAAGGCCUUUAGGAAGCAUUCAAAUCUUACUCAACAUAAGGUAGUCCAUACUGGAGAGAAACCUUACAGAUGUAAUGAGUGUGGCAAAGCAUUUAGUGUGCACUCAGCCCUAAGGAACCAUCAGAUAAUCCAUACAGGAGAGAAACCAUACAAAUGUGAUGUCUGUGGCAAGGUCUUCAGUCGAAAUUCAAUCCUUGCAAGUCAUCAGAGGCUGCACACUGGGGAGAAACCUUAUAAGUGUAAAGAAUGUGGUAAGUCAUUUAUUCAACGUUCACUCCUUUGGAUUCAUGAGAAAAUCCAUACUGGUGAGAAACCUUACAAAUGUAAUGAAUGCGGCAAAGCCUUUCCCGUGCGGUCAAUCCUUACUCAACAUAUGAGAAUCCAUACUGGGGAGAAACCUUAUAUAUGUACUGAGUGUGGCAAAGCCUUUACGAAACAUUCAAAUCUUACUCAACAUAAAACCAUCCACACUGGAGAGAAACCUUACAAAUGUGAUGAGUGUGGCAAAGCUUUUACCCAACGUUCAAGUCUUGUGGCACAUCAAAGAAUUCAUACAGGAGAAAGACCUUAUAAAUGUCAUAAAUGUGAUAAGGCUUUUACCCAAAAUUCACAACUUUGGCGUCAUGAGAGAACUCAUAUUGGAGAGAAGUCUUAUCAAUGUAAUGAGUGUGGCAAAGCCUUUACAGAUGGUUCACAUCUCAAUCGACAUAAGAUCAUUCAUACUGGUGAGAAACCUUACAAAUGUCAUGAGUGUGGCAGAGCUUUUACUCAGUUUACAAACCUGGGUAGGCAUCAAAAAAUACAUACUGUAAAGAAACAUUAUAAACCUAAUCUAUGUGGCAGUGCUUUUAUUAAAAGGUGA